UUCCUCCGCUCCGACUCGGUUUGAUUUUUCUCUGAUCCGUGAUUAUUAUUACUAUUACUUUUUUCCCUCCUCGGCGGUUCCUGUCCGUGCUACAUGACUUGCCAGCGCUUGAGACUGCGGUCCAACUGCGCUGCCGCUGCCGCCGCCACCGCCGCCGGUGGUGCCGCCGCCGCCGCCUCGGCCACCGCCACCGCUUCGGCCGCCGCCUCCGCCGCCGCCCCGCGCGCAGCUCCUUCAGCCGCCGCAACUUUCCCCCUCAGACUAGUGUGUGAUGUUGGACAUGGGAGAUAGGAAGGAAGUGAAAAUGCUGCCGAAAUCCUCCUUUAGCAUAAACAGCCUGGUGCCCGAAGCCGUCCAGAGCGACAACAACCACAGCAGCCACAGCCACCACAACAGCCACCACCCCCAUCACCACCACCACCAUCACCACCAUCACCACCACCCGCCGCCACAGCAGCCCCAGCGAGCGGCCGCAGCCGAGGAGGAGGACGAGGAGAAGGGACAGCACCUCCUGCCGCCCCCCACUGCCACCGCCUCCGGCGCCCUGGAGGUGGCCAAGGCGGACAUGCUGGCGGGCAAAGGCGAGGCGGGCGCGGCGGCGGCAGCGGAGCUGGAGGAGAAGGAGAAAGCGGCCGAGGAGAAGAAGGGGGCGGCGGAGGGGGCCAAAGACGGGGAGAGCGGGAAGGAGGGGGAGAAGAAGAACGGCAAGUACGAGAAGCCGCCGUUCAGCUACAACGCGCUCAUCAUGAUGGCCAUCCGGCAGAGCCCCGAGAAGCGCCUCACGCUCAACGGCAUCUACGAGUUCAUCAUGAAGAACUUCCCCUACUACCGGGAGAACAAGCAGGGCUGGCAGAACUCCAUUCGGCAUAACCUCUCGCUCAAUAAGUGCUUCGUCAAGGUGCCCCGCCACUACGACGACCCGGGCAAAGGGAACUACUGGAUGCUGGACCCCUCCAGCGACGACGUCUUCAUCGGGGGCACCACCGGCAAGCUCCGCCGGCGCUCCACCACCUCUCGGGCCAAGCUGGCCUUUAAGCGGGGCGCCAGGCUCACCUCCACCGGACUGACAUUCAUGGAUAGGGCAGGAUCUUUGUACUGGCCUAUGUCCCCUUUCCUCUCCCUGCACCACCCUCGGGCCAGCAGCACUUUGAGUUACAAUGGGACCACGUCCGCCUACCCCAGCCACCCCAUGCCCUACAGCUCAGUGUUGACUCAAAACUCCUUGGGAAACAACCACUCCUUUUCCACGUCUAAUGGGUUAAGUGUUGAUAGACUAGUCAAUGGAGAGAUACCUUAUGCCACUCAUCACCUCACAGCAGCAGCUCUGGCCGCCUCAGUGCCGUGUGGCUUGUCAGUUCCCUGCUCCGGCACCUAUUCCCUAAACCCUUGCUCUGUAAAUCUCCUAGCAGGACAGACGAGUUACUUUUUUCCCCAUGUUCCUCACCCUUCAAUGACUUCUCAAAGCAGCACUUCAAUGACGGCCAGGGCAGCCUCCUCCUCCACGUCGCCACAGGCGCCCUCCACUCUUCCCUGUGAGUCCUUAAGACCUUCUUUGCCAAGUUUUACAACGGGACUUUCCGGAGGACUUUCUGAUUAUUUCACACAUCAAAAUCAGGGGUCUUCUUCAAACCCUUUAAUACAUUAACAUCCAUGGGAUCAGACUGUAAGUGAACAUUUUACACACAUUUGCAUUGUAAAUGAUAAUUAAAAGAAAAAAAAAGCAAAACAAAAAGGUCCAGGUAUUUUUUAUUAAGUCCCCCAUUUUCUGUACGUUUGUUCAGUCUUUAGGGUUGUUUAUUAUUCCACCAAGGUGAGGAGUGUCAGCAAGGUGCAAUGUGGGGAGAUUGCAUUGUAGACUAUGAAGUUUGGAAGACAAAAUUAUAGUAGAAUGUGUAUCUAAAUAGUGACUGCUUUUGCAAUUUUUUAUUCAAAUAUGAUAAGUCUAUCACUAAAAGCCACCCGAUUCUCCAUGUUUGCAGUAUUAUAAGUUAUCAUGGAUAUGUCGGUGGGUGCAGACCUUGAAAGUAAAAAAAACCAAACCAAACCACUAAAUUCAUGAAAACAAUAACAAGAGCUUAAAACAUAAUUUGUAUUUAAGCAGAAUUAAUACUGAAUGAUGCCCAAGAUCUACUUUUGGCCAUUUAUUAUUUUAUUAUUUUCUUUACCGAACUGUUUUUUUUU
Malurus melanocephalus (red-backed fairy wren) is the source of this 2181-nucleotide messenger RNA. RefSeq names its product forkhead box G1 (gene FOXG1). Gene Ontology annotation, molecular function: DNA-binding transcription factor activity; sequence-specific double-stranded DNA binding. Gene Ontology annotation, biological process: regulation of transcription by RNA polymerase II. Gene Ontology annotation, cellular component: nucleus. The coding region runs from base 272 to 1645 and encodes 457 amino acids. The record is from RefSeq and is a predicted model, not a curated record. The transcript has a single exon. Lineage: Eukaryota; Metazoa; Chordata; Aves; Passeriformes; Maluridae.